GGCUCACUCACUCCCUGUCUAGUGCCUAGCGCGGACAGAGAGACUGAGGAUGGCGACCUUAGACGUGGACCCAGAAGCUUCGUGUAGCAAAUUAAGCACAUCGCCAUCAAACACAAGCCUGACUCACCGAUUUCUCGACAAUAAGUUCUAUUUACUAGUGGUUAUUGGGGAAAUUGUUACAGAAGACCACCUGAGAUGUGCCAUUUCAGAUAUAGAGCGAGGUAUCCGUUCCUGGGACACAGACUUAAUAGCCUGCAACCUAGACCAAGAACUCAAGCUCUUUGUAUCACGUCAUUCAGCUAGAUUUUCAGCAGAUGUUAGAGGCCAGAAAAUCCUUCACCACAGAAGUGAUGUUUUGGAAACCGUUGUCCUCAUCAACCCUUCAGACGAGGCAGUGAGCACAGAGGUACGCCUCAUGAUCACUGAUGCUGCCCGACACAAGCUACUGGUGCUAACUGGACAGUGCUGUGAAAACACCGGGGAGCUGAUUCUACAGUCUGGUUCAUUCUCAUUUCAGAACUUCAUUGAAAUUUUUACAGAUCAAGAGAUUGGAGAACUGUUAAGUACCACACACCCAGCCAAUAAAGCCAGCCUCACAUUAUUCUGCCCUGAGGAAGGUGACUGGAAAAAUACAAAUCUGGAGAAACACAACCUGCAGGACUUUAUCAAUAUAAAACUGAACUCAGUCUCCAUUUUACCAGAAAUGGAAGGACUUUCAGAAUUCACAGAAUACCUAUCAGAGUCAGUUGAGGUCCCAUCGUCCUUUGACGUAUUGGAGCCCCCUGCAUCUGGCGGCUUCCUGAAAUUGUCAAAACCUUGCUGCUACAUUUUCCCUGGUGGGAGAGGGGACUCAGCUUUGUUUGCUGUGAAUGGGUUUAAUAUGCUCAUAAAUGGUGGAUCAGAUCGCAAGUCAUGCUUCUGGAAACUGGUUCGGCACUUGGACAGAGUUGACUCAAUUCUACUCACCCACAAUGGAGCAGACAAUCUCCCCGGAGUCAACAGUUUGUUGCAACGUAAAAUAGCAGAACUGGAAGAGGAACAGUCACAAGGAUCCACUGCUAACAGUGACUGGAUGAAAAAUCUGAUUUCACCUGAGCUGGGUGUUGUCUUUCUUAAUGUCCCAGAAAAUGUUACAAACCUGCAGCCUAAUUUCAGGGUCAGGAGAAAUACUGAAGAAACCUGCCUUACUCUCCAGUACUUAAACAAAUUGUCUAUAAAGCCAGAACCCCUGUUUAGGACUGUAGGAAAUGCCAUUGAUCCAGUAAUACUGUUCCAGAAAAUGGGUGUGGGGCGACUAGAGAUGUACAUUUUAAAUCCAGUGAAAGGAAGCAAGGAGCUACAAUUUUUCAUGCAACAUUGGUCCAGCAACAACAAAGCUAAAACUGGACUUGUUUUGCCAAAUGGCAAAGAUGCAGAAAUUUCAUUUCCAUAUUUGACUUCAAUAUCCUCUCUGAUUGUAUGGCAUCCAGCCAAUCCAUCUGAGAAAAUAGUCCGUGCCCUGUUCCCAGGAAAUGCUCCACAGUACAAUAUCCUGGAUGGAUUAGAAAAACUCAAACAUUUAGACUUCUUGAAACACCCAGUAGUAACUCAAAAAGAACUAAUAGCUGGCUUGGCUGCCCCAACAGUUAAACAGGCCAAGAUGAAACAACGGAGUGACAGCAAGGAGAGUCUCAAAUCUAAUUCUAGGCCAUCUGUUGGAAAAGGAGUUAAGAAGGAUAUCAAGGAAGAAACACCCGAGAUGACAAAACCUGCUGCAGUUAAUCACCAAGAGGCUGCUAAUGAGAAGCCUCAGAAGGUAGAAAAGAAGGAAAAACCUAUAGUUAAGAAAGAAAGACCCAGAACAGAAUCGCAAUCCAAACCUGAAGAGAAAGAGGCAAAAGCUAAAGCAGAACCAGCUAAACAGGAACUUGAAGAAAAAACACCUAAGGACGAGAAACUAAAGUCCGAGAGCAAGCCAAAACCUUUAAAGGAAAAAAUUGUAAAGAAGGAGGUUAAAGCAAAGAAACCGGAAGAGAAGAAAAAAGAGGAAAAGGAAGUGAAAAAAGAGAGUGCAAAGCCAGAGGCAAAAGAGGAAAAAGCUGUCAUCAAGAAAGAAAAGGUGAAAAAAGAGGAGAAACCUAAAAAAGAAGAAAUAAAGAAGGAAGUAAAGAAAGAUAUUAAAAAAGAAGUGAAGAAGAAAGAAACACCAGUGAAAGAAGUUAAAAAGGAAGAAAAGAAAGAAAUCAAAAAGAACGACAAAGAUGUCAAGAAAGACCUGAAAAAGCCCACUAAGGAAGUCAAGAAAACUGUGCCUGCAGCUGAGGCCAAAAAACUACCAGUGAAGCCCAAAGUGGAAAAGAAAGUUGAGGCAGUAAAGAAGGAAGAUGCUAGCCCAAGCAAACUGAAAGGAAAACCAAAACCAGGCAAGAAAGAAACUAAGGUCGAAACUGUUGCUGCGGUUGGAGCAGCUGCAGCUGCAGCCGCAGCCACAGCUGCAGUCACUGCAACCGAACUUGAGGUUGAACGAUCACUCAUGUCUUCGCCAGAAGAUUUAACUAAGGACUUUGAAGAACUUAAUGAGGAAGAGAAAAGAGACACCCAGGUACCUCCUGUACCAAUAGAGAGUUCAGUACAGAAUGAAGUGCAAGUGGAGAAGAUAGGCCUUACUAUUCAUGGAGAUGCUCUAGAGAUAGAUGAAUCUCCCGAUGAAGGAAUUACAACCACUGAGGCUGAAGGUGAAUUUGAACAGUCUCCUCAAGAGUAUAUCGAGACUGAAAAUAAGGGAACAUUAGAACGGUUUGAGGAUGAAGGUGCAGGAUUUGAAGAAUCCUCUGAACCUGGAGACUAUGAAGAGAAGGCAGAGACUGAAGAUGUUGAGGAGCUGGUAGGGACAGUGGAUAAGAUGCUUCCCACCAAAACUGAGCUGGAGCAUGUUGUUAUUGGGGCAAAAGCUGAGACUGAGGACCUUGAAGCAGAAGAAUUAAUUGAAACUGAAGAACCACUUGAUGUUGAAGAGAUGGUAGAAAAAGAAGAGACUGAAGAAUCGGAAGUAGGAGAAGAUCGUAGAGAACGGGAGGACAUGCUUCUUGAAAAGGCUGAGACUGAAGAAGAAGCAGAGGAUGAAGGGAAUAGGGUAGAUGACAACAAAGCUGCUGAAAUGUAUGAAGAGAAAGAGAAACGUGAGAUUAAAAGCAUUGAAGUGAAUAAACUUCCAUCUCCUGGUGCAGCUCUGGAUAAAAUCUCUGCACUUCAUCCUUCAAUCAUUGAUCAAACAUUUUCUAUUCGUAAUGAGACCAUUCCUACAGAUUUUGAAAGUGAGGUAACCGCUUCUGAUGAAGAAACCCAUGAUGAGCCACCUGAGGAAUUUACAGCUACAUCCGGUUUUACUCAAUCUACUAUUGAAAUUUCUAGUGAGCCCACACCAAUGGACGGAAUGUCCACACCCAGAGACAUUAUGAGUGAUGAGACCAACAAUGAAGAAACAGAAUCUCCAACUCAGGACUUCGUAAGCGUAACAAAGUUUGAAACAACUGUUAUUUCUCAGAGUCGAGAGGGAGCCAAGCUUUCUCCUGUUCCUGACACUUACAAUGGAUUCUCGUUGGAAAUUUCAAAAACCGAUGUGACACAAGGUGAUGAUUAUCCAGCUUCUGCCUCAACAAUAUCUCCUUCAUCUUCCCUGGAAGAAGACAAGUACUUCAAACCUCCACCAGCUGGCAUCAGCAUUCCAAAACACGAUGAAUAUGAAAACCAGGAGGACUUAGAGGCUGAAAAGCAAGAGAGUCCAAUAAAAGACUUUGAAACCAAACUAAGCCCUGCAAGGAGUCCAGCUGAAUCGUCACCACAGUCUAGGACACCACUAAGUGAUCGUAAUGUCAACUUUGAUUUGACUCCAUCAGAAAUCAGGGCAUCCACUGAUCUGACAGCUUCAGAACAUGAAGUUCCAGGUGAUCAUUGUGCAAGUCCUGAAGAGAAAACCCUGGAGAUGGCAUCGCCCGCACAGUCUGGAACUCCUAGUGCUGGUCACACUCCAUUUUAUCAGUCACCAAUAGAUGAGAAAGACAGUAAAGUUCCAGCUGAUGUGUCAGGAAAGCUCCCAACGCCAAUUAUCAUUGAGACUGAUGACGUGAAAGUCGAUGAGACCAGUCCAAGGUAUAGUCCUAUGGAUGAGCCUGUACCUGAUUCAGAAUCACCUGUUGAGAAAGUUUUGUCCCCACUGCGUAGUCCACCAAUGUUGGGUUCCAGCUCCCCUGUUGAUAGCUCUCCAAAUGAUGGAGAGGAAUUCCCAGUACAGUUUCUGGAAGGUGCAAUGGAACUCACAAGUGACAAACUUAAACUUCUCUCUUCGCCCCGAGUUUAUCCAUUUAAUGAUUUCCCAUCCAGUCCUGCUGCUCCUGAAAAAGAACAGGAAGCUGAUUUUGAAUUGUUGACUCCCAAAGAUAGUUUUAGCCAGGAACGGAAAGUGGAAGGGAGCACUGUUGGUACUUUUGCAUCACUUGGUCCCUUUGAAACACAUAAAGCAGGAGGGGAGCUCUCCCCAACAUUGGUAGAUCUCAGCCAGAUUGGUUCUGCUAAAGAAGACAGCAAAAUGUCAAUCUCAGAAGGAACCACGUCAGACAAAUCAGCCACACCUGUUGAUGAGGUGGUGGCAGAAGACACCUAUUCCCACAUAGAAGGGGCUGCUUCAGCUUCAACAGCAUCCCUGGCCACAAGUUCUUUUCCAGAACCCACAGCAGAUGACGUUUCCCCCUCAUUGCAUGCAGAAGUUGGGUCUCCUCAUUCAACUGAAGUGGAUGAAUCCCUUUCAGUAUCGGUUGUGCAAACGCCUACUGCAUUCCAGGAAGCAGAAGUUUCACCUUCUAAAGAGGAUUGCCCAAGACCCAUGUCAAUUUCUCCUCCAGAAGUCUCUCCAAAAACUGCAAAAUCUAGAACGCCUGUGCAGGAAGUCAGGUCACCUGAACACUCUACAAUGUCCGUGGAAUUCAGUCAGGAAUCUCCUGAACAGUCUUUGGCCUUGGAUUUCAGCAAACAGUCUCCUGAGCAACCUUCAUUUAACGCCAGCUACCAGCACAUUUCUGAGAACGGGCCGACUGAGGUAGAUUAUAGUCCAUCUGAUAUGCACGAGACUGGAUUUAUGCAAAACUCUUUGCCUACGCUUGACAAGCCAUUCUACAGUCAAGAUAAAGAUCACUUGCAGUUUGGGUCAACCCCACCAACAGAAGCUUCUCCAACAACUUCAUCUGCUCGGACUCCACAAACAAGUUCUCCACUCCAGGAGGAAUAUGGUGUUUGUACUUCAGUCUCAUCUGCCAUCCUAUCUGAAAAACCAAUUAUUUCUGGAGAGGCAUUACUCCCAGAGAGGCUACCAGCUACCCAUUCACCACAAACAACUUCUCCACUGCAAGAGAAGGAAGAUUUACAGAUGUUUGACGUUUCACAGCCUCUUUCAUUUACAAAGGAUGUUUCUCCUUUGCAUAGUUCUGACUCAUCAGGUUCAGGUCUACUGCAGGACAAAUCUCCAACGGUAUCAUCAAUAUUUUCUUCAGAACAAGUAUCCGCUGUAUUUGCAACACACUCAUACCAAGAGCCUUCCCUCUCACAAAGCAAAAUUCCAGUAGUGCAGACAGACAUUGAAGAAAUGGAGGCAUUCACUAGCAAACAAGAUAAAGUCAAAGAUACUUGUGAGGUUGAUGAUGGACCUUUUGCAACCAGAACAGAGAUUCAAUACAAUGCUGAUAAAUAUUAUAAAACUCCCACUUCAUUCAAGCUCAAUAUGGCUGAUCUUUCCCCUUCUUUCAUCAACCCAAGCCCCUUAGAGUUUUUUGAACAAGAAGAUGCUCUUGAAGAUCUUGAAAGGCCAUUGACCCAAGGUGGAGGAGCUCAGCCUCCUUCUGGUGGAAAGCAGCAGACACGUCAGUGCGAUGACACCCCUGGCACAUCAAUCAGUGAAUCAGCUCCAUCACAGACUGAUUCAGACUUCCCCCCUGGAACAGAAGAAUGCCCAUCUAUCACUGCAGAUGCUGCCUUAGACUCCGAAGAUGAGUCUGAAACCCUUCCGACAGACAGAACGCUUGUACACAGACAGAUGGAUCCCCCACCAGCUCCCUUAAAGGACCCCAGUCCUCCUCCACCGCACCCAGAUGUUUGCAUGGUAGAUCCUGAAGCACUGCCUACUGAACAGAGCAUAGCAAAGGCAGAUAAACCUUUGAAGAAGGAGGUUAAAGAAAGAACAAAAACCAAAAAGCAGGUCACGAAGACAAAGUCUUCCUCUCCUUCUAGAAAAUCUGACAGCAAACCAAAGCAUCCCAGUGCUCCCUCCAGAACAAAUGCACUGGCAUCAGCUAAGGAAUCAUCUGAUAUAACUGCAAAAACAGCUUCUCCUAAAAAGGAUUCAGCAGAGAAGGGUCCCAAAGCUAGUACCAAUCCAGAAGUAAAAGCUGCUCGAGGUGAUGACAAGGAAGCAAAAAAUGCUACUAACACCACAAACUCAAAAUCUGCACACACCACUAAAAAUCCAGGUUCCAGCAGCAAUAAGGCAGCAGGCAUGCCGUCAGUGCCUCCUGGACCUCCUGUUUACCUUGACCUGGUGUACAUUCCAAAUCACUGCAGUGCCAAGACUGUGGAUGCUGAAUUUUUCAAACGAGUGAGAUCUUCCUACUAUGUAGUGAGUGGAAAUGACCAGGCAGCUGAUGAACCGAGCAGGGCUGUACUGGAUGCUCUCCUGGAGGGCAAGUCUCAGUGGGGCAGUAACAUGCAGGUUACCCUGAUUCCAACCCAUGACUCAGAAGUCAUGCGGGAAUGGUACCAGCAAACUCACGAGAAGCAACAGGACCUCAACAUCAUGGUAUUGGCAAGCAGCAGCACUGUGGUCAUGCAAGAUGAAUCGUUCCCUGCAUGCAAGAUUGAACUGUAACUGGGAGUCCCACAGAACCAGAACAUUCAGCCAGUUGUUUAAGGGGAAGCACUCAAAUGGAAAUUUAAAACAAAAGAGGAAAGCAGAUGUAACUAAAUGUCUGCUGAAUACUGUACGAUAGAUUUGUUAUACAGGUCACUAGGGUGUAACACUUUCCAGACUAUUUAGUUCCUAUGCUGAGGCAAAAUUUUCUUAUUCUUACAAAAAAAAAUUGCAGGGUUUAAAAUACUUGGAUCUGUCACACUCUGAAUCCGUUGCAAUUGUGGUGUGGUUGAUAUUGGUUCAGACUUAUUUUGUUCAGGAAAAAAUUGAAAGUGGGCAAACUUUUCCAUGGCAAAAAAUAAUCACCAUCUCUAACAGCAGUAGUUUUAAAGUGUGAGAUUUAGCUUUUUGAUGACCAUAAUGCUGAGGCCAGGCAGUAUAAUACUCUGAACUCCACAUGGAAACACUGUCUUUCACAUACGUAUACUGGACUCACAAGUAUUUUGAACCCUAUUCACGUAACCAGCCAAUCCCCUCCCAUAAAAAAUGCAGAAAUAUUUAACUAAGGCAUGUUCCCUGUGUACCAGCUUCUUGAUAAAUUUAAUUCUGCAUAUGAACAUGGCAUAUUGCCAUUAAGCCUUGAUAAAACUGCAUGCUUUAAAACAAUGACAGCUAAUAUACUUAAGCAGAGACCAAAGGAGUUGGGAGUACACAUACUAGUCAUUUUGCCUUAGACAGUGACUUGAAUGUAAUGUGAUCUAGGUUGCACUUUUUUUAAAUGGGAAGUGUAUGAGGCAAACAACAGACAGUGAAGGCCAGCGUAGGACGGUAGUUUGAGAAGUGCUGUGAUUUGUGUGCGUGUGAAUGUGUCCGUACUUGUAAGCGACAACAUGGAUUUCCUUGAGACCAGUCAUAGAAGAUGUUCAAAUAUGAUGUACACUUUUUUGAUUUCAAAGGUUAUUGUUUAUAACAAGCAAAGGAACAGGUGGAAUUGGAUAUGGAAAGAAAAAAAGAUCACUACAAAUGUGCAGAAAGUUUUAUUUGUUUGUUUUGGUUAUGUGACAUAUUAUUAGUAAGUAGCCUCCAUUCUGUUUAAAUUAUUUAAUUUCUAUUUUACAUCCAAAAAUAGCCAAGUAAAGGUUCACUGGUUGGGUGCAUUAUGUUGACUUAGAAAGGGUGUUGUUUUUUGUAACUGGCUGAACUAUUGAUCAUUUAUAGUUCUGAACAUUAUCUUUCUCGAGCCUUAUUUGUAACCUGUAUAGCUUUCCUUUAACAGUACUACAUCCAAGUUUGUAUAGGUCUGGUAUUGUGCAGUCACUGGUGUAAUUCUGUUAAUAAUGUACAGCUCAAAUUUGAAUUAAUUCUGUUUUAAUUCACAUUUGAUAAAGAUCCAACAGUGGAAAGACAAUUUAUGUAUCUUUUACAAUGUGUUGUACCAGCAAAGCAUUUAUAAAUUAUAACACUUUAGUUAUUUUAUUUUGAAGCCCAUAUCCAGAAUAUAAGUUUUAUCUACUGAUAUAGGUGCACCAGACCUGUGGUGAACAGAAUUGGAAUAAUUGGGUUGAGGAUAUAGCUGUUGGAAAUAUCGGAAGAGUUGUAGCUUUAACAUAAAUUGAAAUGUGUGUGUGUGUUUGUGUUAAUUUAAUGAUAAGGAUUAACUAGCUAAAGACUAAAGUGCUAGACAAUUGACUGCUAUUUCAAAUCAAAGUUAUUUCAAAUGUUUUUAGUAGUUUAUCAGCAAUUUUUUCAGGCGAAUGAUUGGAGUCCACAUAAGCCAUUUAGGGAACUAAGAUGAAUGCAAAUAUCUUCUCUGUAAAGUCAUGAUUUACUUCCUUCUCGUGAACCUUUCAUAGAAAACCCAGUAAGCGACCUCAUGUAUAUUUUUGAAUGCUAUAUUUUUGUUUUAAGAAUGUAUUUGGUGUAUAUUUUAGGAAAUAUAUUUUGUUUAUUGAAUUUGGGGAAAUUAGUUUUAUGAAAAAUUGAAGUCAACAAGUGACUAACAUUCAAACGAAAUACAUUAAUUCCAUUUUAAUCUGAUAUGUGGUAGCGCAGUGUAACAGCCCAAGUUACAAAGUGUGAAUGUGUGGCGUUAAUGAUAAUCUGAAACCCAUUAUUUUCUGAUUGUCUUGAUUAAUUCUUGUAUGCUUACUUUUUCAAGGCUUGGAGUUUUCCAGUUAAAACCCCUUUUGACUGGGAGUAGAAUACCAUGUAAAUCUUGGUGAUGAGUAUGUAUUUUUCUUUUAUACCAAAUAUGACAGCGGUUUCUGUGCUGUACAAAUGCAUAGUUCCACCUCUAGCUGAACCUGCAGCAUCAGAAAUUGUAUUGAAUUGAAACUGGUAUCAUGCAUCAUUCAUAUUUAUUGAUGCUUUGUUGAGAUUUUUGAUUGGAUUCAAACAUUAUGGCCUUCAGCAAUGGUAGAAGGCACUCAUACUAUGGUGCAGUGCACCAGCAGCCAGAAUUCCUGUAGAGCUUGCCAUUUACAGAAGUGGAUCCUUACUCUUUUUACAUUAUGGGAUUAUUGCGAUGACAUGUAACAAUUGAUCAAUGCAUGAGGUUAGUGAAAAGUCAUUGACUUUUGGGUGAUGCAUUACAUCUAAUUUAUCUUUGUUCUCUAUUGUGGUCAAAAAAAUAUCCACUGUUGGAUCUAGUUAACGAGCCUUAGUCGAGAAUUAGAUGCCAUUUGACCCCACUGAUUGUAACUUUGCCAGAUAUACAACUUAACCAGCUGCUUUCCCACAGAUAUGACCUCAUUUUUGUAUAGUAUGUUUUUUUUAAAGAAAGCUGAUUAUUUUAUUUUUAAAUACUUUGUGAACAGAAGUGUGAUGCAAAUUAGUUUUAACAGAAAAUGAAAGCAUGGUUAUGUUUGCACUGUUUUUGUACACAGCUUUCCUAAUGUGGACAGGCUUCAUCAGAAUCAAAUUUCGUUGCGUUGCUUCAGACAACUGAACUUUUGCAAUAUUACAUAUGUAUUAUAAAGUUUAGUAGUUGUAGUAUUUUAUUUGCAGAUAUUGCUCCAGAUAGGUUAUUUGAGAAGCAUUACUGAACACAUGGUUUUAAAUUAUUUGUUUUUGCUAUUUAAAACACCCUUUUCAUUUUAGCUUAUAAUUAAUACCAACAGUAAUUUUAAAUAGACUAAAGACAUUUGUUUUGUAACUGUAUAGUUUAAUGAUAACUAAAUUCAAAACUGUACUUUUAAAGGAUAGCCUCACCCUAAUUAUAAUAGAAAUUUAAAAUGUCAUGUACUUUAUAAUUGGCUUCUUUGCACUGCUUGAAGCUGCUGGUGCUAGAAACUGAGUGAUGUUGCUGGGUCAUGUUUCUCUAGUUCACUGCACUACAGGGUAAGAGGAUUCAGCUUCUAGACAACCAAUGCUGUUAGGACAUGGAGAACAAGAGAAGCCUUUGAUAUUUGUGCUGAACAAAACUUUAAAAAAUAAUCAAUGAAUGAUGCACCGGGCCACUCUUGCAUGUCUCCUAUCAACUAGGUCAGGAAUAAUUUAAUAUAGGUUAGGAGCAGAUAGUAGGUGGAGAGCUGGAAGGGCUGAGGAGCAAUGGUGGCGAUAAGAGAGGGAUAGUAUGGAGGGAAUGUUCAGCAUCUUAUAGCGCUAUAAAGGCCCCUUUUAUCUGCUUUCUACCCUUGUGCUCAUUACGCAGACACAGUAACAAUUAUUCACAAAUUUUAAAAUAACUGCUGAAUUCUAAAGCUUUAAGAAAAUUGUCAAAAUGGUUCUUAACACAGGAGAACAUCCUUAGCACCACUGUGAAGACAGACUAAUCUGAAAAGUGUCAACACUGAUUUUGAAUCCUCUGGUUUCUUGACACUAGUAACUUAGUAGUGUUCAAACAAGUUGGAAUAAGAAUAUUUUUCAAGAUUUAAUUCCAUUAUAACCUAUAGCUUUCUGACUACAAAAUUACUAAUUGUAACAUCAAAAAAGCAAUUUAUUUUUUUAAGAUCCUUUUCUAAAAGAAUAGCUUUUUCAAAGCUGCACAGCCACAAUGGGCUGACUGGCCUAAAGUGCUGUAUGAUCCUAGUCCAGAAUCAAUGGUUGCAAUUAGAGAAACUGUUCUCAUUUACAUUUAUGUGAAAGAAUUUGUUAUGACUGUUUCAGAUAAAUUGCCUUUCCCGCUACUUCUAUGAAUCCAUAAUUAAACCGUGAGCAGUUAGUUGUGCUAUCAUAGGGUGCGUACUGUGAGAAUGUGCAUGUGGCAUGCUGUUUUAUUGGUGUCCCUGUAGAAAAUGUUUGUGGAGACUUGCUUCAAGUUCCUUUGAAUAGUACUGGUUGAAGAGGCAUGUUAUUUGCCCAGAUCCAAUUGCAUAUUAUGCACAAGCUGGUGUGUAGCUUUUCCUAAUGGUACACAUUUUCUGACGAGUGGUGCAGUUCUCCAAAUGCAUUGUUGUACCUUUCCCCAGAUCUUGUCCCUGCUGCCCUCGUUUUCUCAUUUAAUUUCACCUGACAUAAUGUGAUAUGUUUUCCAGCCUCAUCUGAAAAAAAGAUAUCAAAACCUGUUCUUGGUAGAAAUGUCAACUGCUGUAACUAGAGUGGGGUAGCUGAUACAGAAGAGUGGUAAACACUAAAUGAUCAGAGGAUGCUUUUCAUAGAAAAAAAUACACAAGUUGCAUUUGAUGACUGCACCCCUGUUAGUUUCCUGUUUCAUGUUUACAUUUCCUGAAGACAAAAAAGGGUCAUUUUACUGAGUUGGAAAAUCAAUUGUGUAAUUGUGAGAUUGCAUCUUAGUAAUAGUAAAUAUCAACAGUGAAGGAAUUUGAUAAGAAGUAAAACUGUGCUGUGGCAAGCACUGAAUCUCCAUGGUAGAUUUUAUGGAACAUGUUAAGCUGAAUCUGAAUUUGGCAAUGUAAUGUACAUUUUCUUUUUCUGUGUGCUAUUUUUAAAAGCCUUCAAACUCACAAUAUCAGUAAGGUGAAAAUGAUUGCUUACUUCUGAUGGUUUUCAGGAGCCUUGAGGAUCAGAGAACAAGGCAUGUGAAUUGCGAUUACUAAGUGGGUUUGAACAUGUUACAUUCCAACAACCAACCUUUUUUUGAAAUAGACAAUCCACUGAUAUUGCCAUGGUUAAUUUUCUUCCAGAUUUAUAUACCGUAUUCUAAACUAACGUACUGGAUUCCGGUGAAACAAUUGUUCAUAAUCCACUUGCUGAUUUAAAGGUUGCAAUGCAAUUCAUUCCCACCUUACCACAUAUAUAUGCCCAUUAUGAUACUCUGUGGAUGAAAAGGGUUUGUGUUGUGAAGUUCGUUUUAAUAAGAAGAAAAAUAUGAGUGCAUUAAUAAAAUUGGCAUAGCAACUGUGGUGAGGGAAUUUGCUCACUUUUAGAUUUUAGAAUGAAUGGGUGUUUGGGAUUUUGAGUGUUUUUUUAAAACAAAACUCAUUGUAAAUGUUUGACACAUUAAAUUAUAUGUGUGAUGACACACUGCAUAGCUGUGACCUGAUGAUACUUCAGCUGAUUUACAAAGUGAUGCUGUUUAUGGGAUGUUUGUGACAUUACAACGUAAUAGUGACCAAAAACUGUUAAUGCCUAACGCCCGGGUAAGUGACUGCAACCAACAUUGUGACUGUCCAAAACUACUCUCAUCCUUAAUUCACGACGAUUCUGCUGAUGACUAAAAAAAGAUGGACUGCGAACAUAAAGAAUCUGCUUUAACACUUGCAUGCAGUUUUAUCUUCCAGAAAUGCAAAGCACCAGUCUUACAGCUGGCUGAGCAGCAACUCAAUCCUCCCAUUAUCUGAAUAAUGUUUUAUGUGUCAAACUGCAGCUGUGUAUGGUAUUUAUGUCUUAUAAUCCUGCAAAAUUCUAUCCAGUCAUAUCUAAUGUAGAACUUAGUUUUCAGUGAAAGUAUUAUGUAGUGCUUUUCAGAUAUUGUGUGCAAUAUCCCCUGCCACUGGAGUAUUUGAUGUAAAGGGAACAAUUAAAUUAAAAUCCACAAUAAA
Messenger RNA from Pristis pectinata (smalltooth sawfish), 12813 nucleotides. RefSeq names its product microtubule-associated protein 1B (gene map1b). The record is from RefSeq and is a predicted model, not a curated record. Gene Ontology annotation, cellular component: microtubule associated complex; cytosol; dendrite. Gene Ontology annotation, biological process: regulation of microtubule depolymerization; dendrite development; microtubule cytoskeleton organization. The transcript is spliced from 7 exons. Gene Ontology annotation, molecular function: microtubule binding; actin binding. Lineage: Eukaryota; Metazoa; Chordata; Chondrichthyes; Rhinopristiformes; Pristidae. Bases 50 to 6889 code for a protein of 2279 amino acids.